AGAGUGAUUGUGACAUGUUGUAACAAAUAAAUCAAUAACAAUAACGAGUAAGUUGUUCCCAUGACAUUGUUUUGAGUCGUCAUAAAGAUUCGUAUUCUUAGAUCCAAACACAAGGGAACAAAAUACUGGUGUACGUAGGCUAUGUUUGAAGUUCUAUGAGAUUCACUGAAUAAAAUUAUGGAGAGAUUUGUUUUUAUACUCUGUACAUUGGUCGUCUGUAACCUGGUGGUGGGAAUUCCAAUGCGAAAGGGAUUGGUAGAGAGACACAAAAGAGAUGAAGAUACGCCGACUACAACAUUAGCAGCAACAACAGCAAUUGGAACAACAACAGCAAUUGGAACAACAACAGCAAGUGAAACAACAUCAGCGAGAACAACACAUGCAACAACAGCAAUUGAAACAACAGACAGAACAACAGAGAGAUCUGAAAACAACUGGAACGAUGAUCAGCGCAAUGGUGUAGAAAAUGACGUAGAUGUCCCGAAAGAUGACUUAGCACACAACGUCGAAAGUCUACUAGAUGCUGAACCAUCUUAUGUGCAACGUUAUGCUGCCACGGAGAAACCGUUUCCUUGGAAUUUUGGACUGAAGUCUAGAAAAUACGACAGGAAAAAGCAUGGGCCCAAAUUGAGACCCUACAACUAGGAUACAGAAUGAACUAGCCUAGCCUUAUACUGAAUUACAAAAAAACAAUGCCUAGAGCUAGAGGAAUUUUAAUAUUUUAAAGCCUUAGUAAAAAAAAAGUUAACUGAUUGGAACAACAAACAAAUUAACCUGAGAGUGUUUAAGAACAUGUUAUUAAAAAAUCUAAACAAUAAAUGAUCAUAAUGAAAACAAACAAAGAGUGAAACCAUGUUUUGUGUUGACUACUUCACAAGAACAAUCAUUUAAGGACUAGACGUAGGGCUAUAUGAUAUUUAUAAAAUUAUCAUAAACAUCUGAACGGUUCAUCCAGUAAAUGUCUGACUGUAUUUGAGACGACGAUUUAGAUAUCAUAGUAACCCGGACAGAAUUGUUCAAGGGUCACUUUUUCUUUAAUAACUUUUUUAAUUUUCAGUAUUAUCAAAAUCU
Messenger RNA from Owenia fusiformis, 1071 nucleotides. The record is from the annotation of a GenBank genome assembly. NCBI's taxonomy places the organism in Eukaryota, Metazoa, Annelida, Polychaeta, Sabellida, Oweniidae.